Messenger RNA from Pantherophis guttatus, 1413 nucleotides. RefSeq names its product regucalcin (gene RGN). Lineage: Eukaryota; Metazoa; Chordata; Lepidosauria; Squamata; Colubridae. The record is from RefSeq and is a predicted model, not a curated record. Gene Ontology annotation, molecular function: gluconolactonase activity; enzyme regulator activity; calcium ion binding. Gene Ontology annotation, biological process: L-ascorbic acid biosynthetic process.
GACAGAGAUUGGAAACGUCGGGAUCCACCUUCGUCACAGUUUGAUGCACUUUAGCAGAGUCACUUCUUCCUCGGGAGUAAGAAUAAGUUCCAAAGUUGAAAUCGCGGCGUUGGAAAAUCGAUACUUUCUGCUCCCAGGCGUCAUUGCAACAAAAAUAACUCAACAGCGCCUACAGAGAAGGAGAGCCGGUCGGGCCUUCCCCAGGCGCUGUCCUCGGAGAUUAUCCGGAACUUCAUCACCACUGCAGCCUUGUCGCGGACACAAUGUCGUCUGUCAAAGUUGAAUGCAUUGUGCCAGUGAACUACAAAAUUGGAGAAUCACCUCUAUGGGAGGAAAAGGAAAAUUCCCUUCAUUAUGUAGAUAUAACUGGCCAAAAGGUCUGUCGGUGGAAUUAUCUCACUAAAGAAGUGCAAAGUAUUUCCGUGGAUGCCCCCGUGAGCAUUAUAUCACUUCGUAAAUCUGGUGGCUAUAUUAUUACACAGGGAACCCAGUUUGCAGCUCUUGACUGGAAAAAGAAGUCCGUUACCACCAUUACUGAUGUGGAGAACGAAAAACCCAACAACCGAUUCAAUGAUGGGAAAGUGGAUCCUGCAGGAAGACUAGUUGCAGGUACGAUGUCUCAGGAGAUUCGUCCUGCGGUGGUUGAACGGCACCAGGGCUCACUCUACACUCUCUUUUCCGACCAUUCUGUGGUGAAACAUUUUGACAAGGUGGACAUUUCCAACGGUUUGGAUUGGUCUCUGGAUCACAGAACCUUCUUCUACAUCGACAGCCUUUCGUACCACGUUGAUGCCUUUGAUUAUGACCUGCAAACCGGGGAGCUUUGCAACCGCAGGAGCAUGUACAAAUUGGAAAAGGAAGAGUCCAUUCCUGAUGGGAUGUGUAUUGAUACAGAGGGGAAGCUUUGGGUGGCCUGUUUUGGUGGAGGACGGGUAAUCCGUAUAGAUCCUGAAACAGGAAAAAGAAUUCAGACAGUGAAGCUGCCUGUAGACAAUACAACUUCUUGUGCUUUUGGUGGAUAUGAUUAUUCAGAACUGUUUGUCACUUCAGCUUCUACUGGACUGGAUGAGUCGUCUCUCAUACAUCAACCACAGGCUGGUGGUGUUUUCAAGAUUACUGGCCUUGGGGUGAAAGGAAUCCCACCAUAUUCAUAUGCAGGUUAAUACAUACCCUUGAAGACGCAAGUAUCAAAACAAGGAUGGAAGGAAAUGACAGCAUUGCAUCACUGCACAGUUUAUCUGUCUCUUUUUUAGAAGCUAUAAAAGGAUGGUCGACCAACAAGUACAGGAAAAAACUCCCAAGCCAUGAAUUCAGAUCUGAAUUGUGCCCAAUUUGCUUUUUUAUUAUAGCUAAGUAAAAAAAUGUUUUUCCUUUCUGUUAAAUCAAUAUUUUAAUAAAGUUUCAAAUAUAUAA